GUGUUAAUGCAAUGUGAGCCACUCAGUGCCGGGCUGAAGCUGAAGGAGCGCUGUGGGCUCCACAGGGCAGGAUCACUGUAUCUCUGAAGCCGCGGAGACUCCUCAGCACAGUCCGCUCAGGUUGACAACUGCAGCAACCGCCUGCUCCACAAAGCCCGCAUGGAGAUACCGAUCACCCGAGACCAUGCACCUCUGAAAGCCUCAACACACACGUCUUUUGUCUAGCCUGAGGGGGAAAAAAAAGUCUGCAGGACCACUUUCCUCUGAGCGUCAAAGGAUUUUUUUUUUUCUCCUCUCCUCUUCUUUUUCGGUCAGCCCCGUCUCUCUUGCUUCCGCCUCUCGCAGUCCACUGCUCGAUUUUUGACUUUUUUUUUCUCCCCUUGGAAAGAAAGCGCUGCUGUUUCCACGCGUCUACCUGCUCACCCAGCACCCAUGAAUUCAGAUAAAAAUGUGUACCUCGGCAGAGACAAAGGCAUCAUGCGGAAGAGAGCCUUGCUCCUUCGGAAAGGUUGCAGCUUCGAGAUUACCAGCUCUGCCUCGGAGGACUUGGGCUGCAGGCGUGGAGACUUCAGCAGGAAACACUAUGGUUCGGUCGAGCUGCUGAUUUCAAGUGAUGCAGAUGGGGCCAUCCAGAGGGCAGGACGCUUCAGGGUGGAGAAUGGCUCGUCAGAUGAGACUUCGGACUACACUCCAGGAACCUGGAGGAGAACUGAUGUCCAUCUGGAGAAUCCAGAGUACCACACCAGAUGGUUCUUUAAAUACUUCCUGGGAAAAGUCCACCAGAACUACGUGGGUACAGAUGCAGAGAAGAAUCCCUUCUACCUGUCGGUGGUCCUUUCAGACCAGAACAACCAGCGGGUUCCUCAGUAUAGAGCCAUCCUUUGGAGAAAGACGGGCACUCUGAAGAUCAGCCUCCCCUACAGCCCCACCAAAACACUAUCAGUCAAGUCCAUCCUAAGUGCAAUGAACAUGGACAGGUUUGAGAAAGGCCCCAGGGAGAUCCUCAACCCGGAGAUUCAGAAGGAUCUGCUGGUGUUGGAGGAACAGGAGGGUUCUGUCAACUUUAAAUUUGGCGUCCUGUUUGCCAAAGACGGACAGCUCACAGAUGACGAGAUGUUUAGCAAUGAGACGGGGAGUGAGAGCUUUGAUAAGUUUCUCAACCUGCUGGGUGACGCCAUCACGCUGCAGGGAUGGGCAGGUUACCGCGGAGGGCUCGACACCAAGAAUGACACUACAGGAAUUAAGUCCAUCUACACAGUGUAUCAAGGCCAUGAGCUCAUGUUCCACGUGUCCACCAUGUUACCCUACUCUAAAGAGAACAAACAGCAGGUGGAGAGGAAGAGGCACAUUGGAAACGACAUUGUUACCAUAGUAUUCCAGGAAGGCGAUGACGCAUCGUCGUCCUUCAAACCUUCCAUGAUCCGAUCGCACUUCACCCAUAUUUUUGCAUUAGUUAGGUAUAAUAGCCAGAAUGACAGUUACAGGUUGAAGAUAUUCUCAGAGGAGAGCGUUCCACUGUUUGGACCCCCUCUCCCAUCUCCAUCUGUAUUUACUGAUCACCAAGAAUUCAGGGACUUUUUAUUAGUCAAAUUAAUCAAUGGAGAGAAAGCCACACUGGAGACGCCAACGUUUGCCCAGAAGCGUCAGCGGACCCUUGACAUGUUGAUCCGCUCGCUCUACCAAGACCUCAUGCCUGACCUGCACAAGAACAUGUUAAACCGGCGGUCCUUCAGCGACGUGCUGCCAGAGUCUCCAAAGUCGGCACGCAAGAAGGAGGAGGCACGGCAGGCUGAAUUUGUCAGAAUAGGGCAGGCUCUGAAGCUGAAGACCAUCGUAAGAGGAGACGCCCCUACUAGCCUUGUUACCACAGGCUUGUGCAGGAAAGAGCCAUGGGAGUCCCAGUCGUUCUGCAGCACAUUCCCCUAUGAGAUUGUGUGUGCUGACUCCUGGGGUCAAUCUAUGCUGGCUGCCACCGACACAGCGGGGGUCAUGCUGCUGGAUGGCCCUGAUCCAGCUUUGUCCAACGCUGAGACGCAAGCUUUGCCCCCAGUGCAGGUGUUCGACAAAACCAUGGUGGUGAAGCAGAUGCACGUUCUCGAGCCUCAGGACCUGCUUAUCACCAGGGCUGACAAAGGGAAGGACGCUCGUCUCUACGUGUUCAGACUCAGCACACUCAAAAGAGGCCUGGAGGAGAGGCAGCUCGUCAGAGGGAAGUGCGACAGCCGGGAGAAUAAACUGGAGAAAACUAAAGGCUGUCAUUUGUACUCUAUCAACACCCACCACGGCUCAGAGUUGAGGAUAGUAGCAGCCAUCAGGAACAAACUCCUCCUCAUCACCAGGAAACGUUUUGAAGGCUUUAGCGCCAUCGCCACAGGAGCAGACUCACCAGUGGAGGAGUUUCAGUAUAUACGGGAGAUCUGUCUGUGUGACCCGCCGGUGGUGAUGGCGCUGGUGGACGGGCCGACGGGGGAGAAUGACAAUAUGAUCUGUGUGGCCUACAAACAUCAGUUUGAUCUGAUCAAUGAGAGCACUGGAGAUGCCUACCGGCUACACCACGUAGACGCCAACAGGGUAAAUUUUGUAGCAGCCAUUGAUGUGUAUGAAGACGGGGAGGCAGGUCUGCUGUUGUGUUACAACUAUAUUUGUUACUAUAAGAAAGUUUGUCCGUUUAACGGCUCCACACCGAUGAUCCAGUCCAACACCUCCGAUUUCCACUUCAGCUGGAACCAGAUGCCCAAUGCUAUUGUUUGUGCGUUUCCUUACAUCCUGGCCUUCACGACGGACUCCAUCGAGAUCCGACUGGUGGUCAACGGCAACCUUGUGUACACAGCAGUAGUCCCAGAACUACAGCUGGCUGCUUCACGGUCGGACAUCUAUUUCGUUUCGUCGGCUCCGAUGAGCUCAGCCUCCAACUGCAGCUCGAGAGACACCAGCUCCCAGAGUUCCCCACAGACGCCCACCGGCUACGAGAUGCCUGUGUUCCCCUCGCCGCUCGGUGACGAUUCUAUACGGAUCCCCUAUGGUACCAAGCUUUCCCUGUACAUGUCUAAGGAUGCCGAAGGUGAAUUAGCAUGUAAACACAUCUUCAAGAUCCCUCUGUGUAACUUGGUGGGCCGCAGCAUCGAAAGACCCCUCAAGUCCCCUCUGGUCAACAAGGUGCUGACGACGCCGGCCCCCGCCAUGGUUCCCCCAACUCCCCUCAUCUCCGCCACGCACUCGCUUUCCCUGUCCCGCAUGGAGAUCAAAGAGAUAGCCAGCCGCACACGGAAGGAGCUGCUGGGCUUGACAGAGGAGCCUAGUGGGAAAUCAGACAGUGGGACAGUCAAACAGAGGAAGAUGAGCAAGAAGAACACUGAGGAAGAGCCCAAAGCACGAGUAUUAACAACAACAAACAGUGACAGGUUAGUCUCAGAGGCCAUUGAAACAGACCUGGACGUCGUUCAUUGUUCGUCCAGUACGGAGGCCGAGCCAGAGAAGGUGGUGCUGCGAGGGGAGAGUCCGCCUCUCGCCAGCGCGUUUGCCCUCUCCACAUCCUUCGAAGAGGAUGUCCUGGACCUAAAGUGAAGACAAUCCCCCUCGUGCACUUCUCUGCCCAACCACUUCUGUACUGUCACCACAAUUUGAUUGUUUUGGUUGGUUUGCUUUUAAGUUGUUGUUUGUUGAGUUCCUUUUUUUUUUUUUUUUUUGUUUAUAUCCCUUAUCUUGGGUCUCCCCAUUCAUCAGGCAAGAUGGGUGCAGUGAGAGUUAGAAGAUGUGUCUGUGUGCGUAUUUGUUUCGUGAGCUGUCCCUCGGCCACCAUGUGUUGGGUGUUUGUGUUGCCCCGCAGCAAAUAACCCAAAGAGGCAAUGAGGUUGCGUAAGAUGCCGUGGUUUAUUCAGAGUUCUGCAACAGCCUUGAGAUAACGGUUUGAUCCCAAACCACAAACUGAAUGUAAAUCUCCGCACCGAGGCACGACAAAAAUCUCUGCAUUCACAAUGCCCUCUGAAGUUGCUAGAGCUUAAUAUGUGUUGUAUAUUAUGUGAUUAUUUCCAACUCACUUUCAAAUGUUGUAUGAUAUGCAUAUGUAAGUGUACAUCUGUUUAUACACAAAGAUGCAGACACAGUCAUGCCUGUGAUGCAUAUUUAUAGAUAUAUUAUAAAAAUCCAUUUUAUUCCCAUAUUUAGUAAAAGUAUGAUGUUUUAUGCUCUCUGCAUAUAUUAGUCCUUAUUAUUCUCCUUAUUCACAGUACACAGGUAGACAGGGCUGGAGGCAAAGUCUCCCACAAGUGCCAUUUCCCAGCAUCCUCCACUGAACUACACCUCUUAACAGCCACCAUAUUCUGGUGUCUGGCAGUAGCAGCCAUGAUUGUAGUCCAUGGUGACCCACACCUCCAUUCAGUUAGGAUAAUUUCACCUACUGGAGGCACUCUCUCAAAGCCACACGCACUCAACAUUUCGCCCCAUAAGAAUGAGCUGACCUUAAAUCUUGCAUGACCCGCCUUUGCUACAAGUGUUGUGUCUUCUGCAUCAAAAGGCUUCUCUGGAAACCAUGAGGUCCGCAACAUCAUACCGUAACAUAACAGCGUAAAGCAAGCCACAACCUGAGACAUGAGAAGUAGUGUGGGUGUUAAAAGGAUAAUGAGCCAGUUUUUACUAGACUGUCGUAUGUGUGAUGGCAGAAAGUACAAUGGUGCCUCUCUGCAGCUUCAGGUGAAGAGUACAGCGAGGGUAUUAAUAGAAAAACUAUAAGUACAGGUGAAAACUACAAGCUUUAGACAAAAACUAAAUUUAAAAUACAGUAUAUAAUCAUAAACUGAAAUAAUAGUAAAGCAUAAUUUUGUCUAAAUGAACACAAACUAACAAAUAAUAACAAUGAGCUAAAACUAUCUUGACUACAAACUACACUAAAAUAUAUAUGUAUGUAAAAUAUGUUUAGUUUUUGUCUUUUUCUGUAUGUGAAAGGUACGAAAAAGUAAUGAGUUUUGAAGGAGUCUUGUAGAAAUUUUAAGAAAUGAUUUGUUUAUAUUAAUUUAUUGUUUAUAUUGCUUACUACCCUUUUCAAAUAGAUACAGAAUGAUUAUUAAUGAUAAUUUAGAUCGAUAUACCUUUAAAAAAUGCCACCUUUACCCAACUAAAAUUAAAACUAAAACUAACGACUUGUAAAAUAAAUAGUGUAAGUAACAUUUUAAAAACUAAAACCACUGCCCUUGAAAAAUAAAACUGAAAGGCUUAUAAAAUGUGGAAACUACUUUACUUUAAGAAUAAAUAUCAUAAAAUAUAGUUUUAAAACUAACUAAAAAAUAAAAAAUAACCUUUAUUAACAGUGGUUCUAAUUCCCAAUCCUCAAGAUCCAGAAGCUGUGCUGGUUUUUAUUCCAAAUGUCCAGUAAACACCAGAUGCCCCUCUAAUUUCCUAUUAUCCCCACACCACCAUGUUUCCAAAGAUAACCAGUUAUACACAUCCAGAAAACCAACAAAUC
Thunnus maccoyii (southern bluefin tuna) is the source of this 5458-nucleotide messenger RNA. It is a transcript of the gene garnl3, whose product is annotated as GTPase activating Rap/RanGAP domain like 3. Gene Ontology annotation, molecular function: GTPase activator activity. Gene Ontology annotation, biological process: regulation of small GTPase mediated signal transduction; activation of GTPase activity. Lineage: Eukaryota; Metazoa; Chordata; Actinopteri; Scombriformes; Scombridae. The record is from RefSeq and is a predicted model, not a curated record. The coding region runs from base 433 to 3564 and encodes 1043 amino acids. The transcript has 32 exons. Gene Ontology annotation, cellular component: cytoplasm.